Molecule: messenger RNA, 2040 nt
Organism: Stomoxys calcitrans (stable fly)
Lineage: Eukaryota; Metazoa; Arthropoda; Insecta; Diptera; Muscidae
Product: katanin p60 ATPase-containing subunit A-like 2
Exons: 1
Coding region: 442-1884 (480 amino acids)
Molecular function (GO): ATP hydrolysis activity; protein binding; ATP binding
Source: RefSeq, a predicted model, not a curated record
ACAACAUCCCUCUUUAUAUUUGUAUAUCCUUGUCUGACUUACUCGAGCUGCUGGCAGAAACAACCUGACAACGUCAUACCAAAUAGCCCCCAAGGCAAAGCAAGGCAACCUGGGAAUAAGCCAUGGCCAACAAAAAACAAAAACACAAAAACAAGCGAAAAGUUGCCAAAGUAACCAUUUGUGGCCAACAGAUAGGGCAGCACAAUAACAACAACAAUACGAUACUAAAGUUAGUUAAUUUCUUUGACAUGACAACCAGGAAAACACAAGAAAACCAAAACUUCAGAGAAGGAGUUUCCAAUAACGCUCCUUCAUAACAGAGCCAGUUUAAUUGUUUGCCACAAGGAGUUGCAGGUGAAAGAAAAAGUUUCUCCUCUAAGAUUUCUCAAACUUCAAAAUUGUUUUGAUUUAUUUUCGAAAUCAAGAAAGUAUUUCCUAAACAUGUCAAAAGACGAAGAAAUUCGAAAUAUACAAACGCGACGUCGCAAUAUACUAUUUCUGGUGCAACGCUAUCUCUCCGAUAAUGGUCUUUACAAUACGGCUGCCGCAUUGGCCUCUGAGGCCCGCUUGAGUGAGGAAUUCGAAUUGUGUGACAAUGUAGACUUGGAUGGCAUAUAUUUGGAAUAUGCCAGCUAUUAUCAACUGAAAUUUGGCAAAUAUCCCAAGAUUUUGAAGAAGGCCAAGCCCCUGGUAAAACUUGAGGUCUCAGCCCAAAAGGGAAAGGCUAACAAGAAACAAUCCAAAUCUCAAACUAACCCAACAGUUAAUCAUCAAAAUGAAUUACAGCCCCAGUUGUUUAAGGCAAAUGUUCAAGAAAUGCCCUCUGCCACCAAGGCUUUACUGGACAUGAAUAAUCUGCAGGUGACGGUAAGGAAAAUGGAAACCAAUUGUCAUCAAGCGGAAACGGAUACUUUGGAGCAAAGACGAUCCGGUGAAAUGUUAAAACGUUUGCAAGAAGUUCAACAUGGUACACAGGGUGUUGCAGGCGGUGAUAUGCUGCUGAGUUCCCAAGAAUGGCAAAAUCUGGCCGAUUUGGUCAAAUCCACCAUAUUGAGUGAGGAGCUCAAACUAAGAUGGUCCGAUAUAUGUGGCAAUACUCAGGCCAUAGACAUCAUCAAAGAGGCUGUUCUCACUCCCCUAAAAUAUCCCCAGUUAUUCAAUCAAGGCCUUAAACCCUGGCGUUCUGUGCUGCUACAUGGCCCUCCAGGCAGUGGCAAAACUCUGUUGGCCAAGGUUCUGUAUGCCGAGACCAGGGACAAGGUUACCUUCUUUAACAUAACCUCCAGUGUGGUGAUUUCCAAAUGGCGUGGCGAAUCUGAGAAGCUUUUGAAAAUCCUGUUUUUCUUAGCCCAACGUCAUGCACCCUCCAUUAUCUUUCUGGAUGAAAUUGAGGGUCUCACCUCCAAACGUGAUCGCUCCAAUGAUCAUGAAUCCUCUAAACGCUUUAAAAAUGAACUUUUACAGCUAAUGGAUGGCAUGGAACAAUCGCAGGGUGGUGUUUUCAUUUUGGCCAGCACCAAUUUACCCUGGGAAAUAGAUGAGGCCUUUUUGCGGCGUUUCGAAAAGAAACUACUCGUCCAAUUGCCCAAUGAUGCAGAACGGGCGACAUUGAUUGGGAAAUUAUUGCCGCCCAAUGUGCGGCUGACAACGGAGCAAAUGACGUCACUGGUGAAAUUGUCAUUCAAUUUCACGGGCGAUGAAAUUCGUUUGGCCUGCAAAGAGAUUGCCAUGCAGACGGUGCGUAGGAUAACAAAGGCAACGCUCAAAGGUGAGAAGGCCAACUCGGAGGAGAUACCAGUGGAGAAUGCUUUUAGACAAAUUAAACCUUUGAGUUUAUUGCUGAUGGAGAAGCAUGGCAAAUGGCAAAAGGAACAUGGCUCAUAAACUAGAGAAACACACAAAAACAAAAAAAAAAAAACAACAUGGGACAAAAAAUGUAAGGAACAAACAACAAAAAAAGGCAACAAAAUGGAAUUCCUGUUUGAGGCAGCAAAAUGUUGAGAGCAAGAAAAUCCAAUAAAAUAAGAAUUUUAAAAUGAA